Messenger RNA from Protomyces lactucae-debilis, 920 nucleotides. Its product is annotated as 14-3-3 protein. Gene Ontology annotation, cellular component: cytoplasm. The transcript has 4 exons. NCBI's taxonomy places the organism in Eukaryota, Fungi, Ascomycota, Taphrinomycetes, Taphrinales, Protomycetaceae. Bases 25 to 819 code for a protein of 264 amino acids. The record is from RefSeq and is a predicted model, not a curated record. Gene Ontology annotation, biological process: signal transduction.
AACUCCAACAAGAAACUUCUCAACAUGCCUGGACGUGAUGAUGCUGUGUACCUCGCCAAGCUCGCCGAGCAGGCAGAGCGUUACGAAGAGAUGGUCGAAAACAUGAAGACCGUGGCCUCUACAGACCAGGAACUCACCGUCGAAGAGCGCAACCUCCUCUCUGUUGCGUACAAAAACGUGAUCGGUGCCCGCCGGGCUUCUUGGCGCAUCGUCUCCUCGAUUGAGCAAAAAGAGGAGAGCAAGGGUAACGGCGAGCAAGUCACUCUCAUCAAGGAGUACCGCGUCAAGAUUGAGCAGGAGCUCGCACAGAUCUGUGAGGACAUCCUCGACGUGCUCGACAAGCACCUCGUCCCAUCUGCUCAAAGCGGCGAGUCCAAGGUCUUCUACCACAAGAUGAAGGGAGACUACCACCGCUACUUGGCCGAGUUUGCUACCGGCGACAAGCGUUCCGACUCUGCCGAAAAGUCUCUUGAGGCAUACAAGGCUGCGUCCGACGUUGCCGUGACUGAAUUGCCUCCUACGCACCCAAUCCGUCUCGGUCUCGCUCUCAACUUUUCCGUGUUUUACUACGAGAUCCUCAACUCCCCAGACCGGGCUUGUCACUUGGCCAAGCAGGCAUUUGACGAUGCCAUUGCAGAGCUCGACACAUUGUCGGAGGAAUCGUACAAGGACUCUACGCUCAUUAUGCAGCUGCUCCGUGACAACUUGACAUUGUGGACUUCGGACAUGCAGGACGGUGACAAGGAGAAGGAGCAAUCUGCUGCCGCUGCACCGGCGACGGAUGCUCCAGCAGCUGCCAAGGCGGAGGAAGCCUCAUAGGCAUCAUUGGGUUCCUUCUAUCGUAACCCGUUGAUUCACGCUACUUAAGACUCUGCGUGUUUCUGAUAGAUUGAGGCAGUAUCCGAGUUUCUCUUUCCAUG